This is a messenger RNA of Prorocentrum cordatum, 2819 nucleotides long. NCBI's taxonomy places the organism in Eukaryota, Dinophyceae, Prorocentrales, Prorocentraceae. The record is from the annotation of a GenBank genome assembly.
AGCCAUUUUGGCUUAAGCCACUUCUCGUUCAAGCGAGGUCCAAAUCCAGGCGUAUUUCAGCGAAGCGGACGUAGCGUUUAGCCCAGGGCAGCGAUCAUUUUGGCCCGAUCAUGUUGGAUGAUCGCGCCUGGCUCAUGAUACUGAUCCCCGUCAAUUUCCUGACGCUCGCUGUCAUUAUCUGGCGGUUUCGCGGCUCUGGGCUGUACGGCGUUUUACUGCGAUGGAGUUCAGUUUAUGUUCACUUCAAUGCCACGGCGAAGGGGCUGCUCUUCAUGUCACCACCGCGCCCGUUGCAUCGUCAGUGGAAGGAUAUAGCGGACAAACUACUCUCAGAGCAAGUGGCCUGGGGGGGCCCUAGGAUACUUUGCUGUGCCUUAUGCUGUAACAUGUGUCAACUGGUUCAGGAUGAUUUGUCCUCAGCGGCGCGCCUCGGAAACCUGGCUCUGACUGCAUUCCUUAUGGCAGGUACUCUCAAGCCACUUUGUUUACCCCUACUGUCGUGUUCUUGUUCCACAUGCUCCUGUAUGUUGUCGUCUUGUACCUUGCGAUCACUGCCGAAAACAGUACCGCUUUCUUGAAAGUUGGCUCAGUGAGAAUCUGCCAACGCAUCGCAGUGAGCAUUGUUCAUUGCAGACCUAGGCUGACUCUUCUCUUGGGUGUUGUGUACGGCGCAGCCGUUUCGCCGGUGUGUAAAUCCGCCGACACGUGUCAGGAGUUGGUUGUUUCGCUUCUCACGUUCGCCAUAACAGUAUCAUAACAGCAUCUGUCAGAAAGUCCCGCGACGCUGAAUGUUUGGCAAUGUUGGAGGCGAAGAUGUCGCGAAAUGUUGAGUCCAUAGCUGACGGGCUCUUGUCAAAUGUGUGCGACGCGGUGGUGCAUAUGUCGCAAGAUCUUCUGUUCUCAAAGCCAGCCGCACACCUUGCCACACUGCUUCUCAAAUCCCCCCCAACUAUGGGUGCUGGUGUUUCAUUUGUUGAUCUAGCCUUCGACACUUGCGAGAAGGACCGUCUGACUGCAUUCUUGGAGCGGCCAACGUCUGAUACCAGCACUUUUCACGUUUCUUUGCGAGACUCAUGGGGCAUGCCGGGAAAGUUUCAGCUAUUCCAUGUCCAGGGCAUUGACAUAGACGAUGAGCCGAUUCAAAUAGUGAGUGUGAAGGAAGAUUCGGAAAAGCUUCGGGCCCCGCCUGGGAGCGAGCUUCGCGACAAUCGGGGUGUCUCGCCUUCCGACGCUUUCGCAGGAAUCUCGGAAGUUCCGAUCAGGCUCUCAGGGAGCGUCUCUUCUCGUGUAGCGAUCGGCACCCAUUGUGCGGGAAUGACUGUCCACUUCAACCCAGACGUCGACGGUUUGCCUAUAUUGCAGUGUUUCGCCGAGUUCUUGAGUCUGAGUGGACCUAUAUGCGAAGGCGAAAGGCUGCUGCAGUGGGUCGUCAAUCAGGAUGCAUUCAUGGAAUGGGCAAUGGUGGCCUACAACAGUAUAAUGGAUGAUCAUGAGUUUGGUGCCAGUGCGCACAGUAGAAAUAUUGGUAUGGAUACAUUCAAUAUCCGUCUAAAGCUGCCUUACAUGGGCUUGACAGUCCGCGAAGUAUCUGCGAACGCAGCCUUGAGAUUGGAUGUCGCAGAGGAUGGGGGCAGCGACGUGACCUUUUCUGCACGAACCCUGCUGAUGCUUGAGGAUGUUGUCUGCGUCCACAGGGGACAUUCCUCGAAGAGGUAUCGCCAGAAGGGUCGGAAGCUGCCAGCGCUCUUGGAGCAGUGACAUGUCGUAGUGACUCAACAGAGUGAGGUGGGCUUGCCAGCCGUUCCCACCCCUCCUCCUGCGCCUGGGAGUUGACCGCAUGCUCUGUGCACGUACCGAGCAGUCCAGCCUGGUGACAGUUGGCUGCGCUGCAAGGUCGGCCGAGCCUGAUUUUUUCUUAGCAAUGUUUAAAGGGCCAGGGGAUGAUGGGCUGUCUCUGCUGAGCUGUGCUGUAUGACGACGAAGCGAGUCCUUCUGGAACCAGCUUCUGGUGCCGAGCUAGGCAUGCUGAUCGCCGGCGCUGCCUCCAAUGUACAUCUGGGGCAGCUCGCGGCCGCAGUGCCGCUGCCCGUCCGCGUGGUACUAGGCGGACUGCGCUGCCUCCAGUAUACACCUGGGGCAGUGAGUCAGCACUGCACCUUCUGCUCUCGGAUAGUCUGGAGGGUGAAGCAUUCGUUGCACAGGCGCGCCCCUGAGAUGCAAGCUUGUUCGUGUGGUGGGCGCACCACACUGCCUCCAAUGUGCGUCUGGGGCAGUCCGUCGCCGCCGCUGCACGUUCUGCUUUUUAACAACGGCCACGGCAAGAGUUGGUCGGGGGAAAGGGGAUGCGAAGCCGAACUUCAUUGUCAAUGGGAGAAAUACGGAUCGAUGUUCAGAUCCGACUCUUCGAUUCGAUGCAGAUUGAUUUUGCGCCCUCGUCCUCACACCUCCUCCUGCGUCUGGGAGUUGACCGCAUGCUCUGUGCACGCACCGAGCACUCCAGCAGCCCGGUGACAGUUGGCUGCGCUGCAAGGUCGGCCGAGCCUGAUUUUUUCUUAGCGAUGUUUGAAGGGCCAGGGGAUGAUGGGCUGUCUCUGCUGGGCUGUGCUGUAUGACGACGCAGCGAAUCUGUUUUGAACCAGCUUCUGAUGCCGAGCUAGGCAUGCUGAUCGCCGGCGCUGCCUCCAAUGUACAUUUGAGGCAGCUCGCGGCCACAGUGCCGCUGCCCGUCCGCGUGGUAAUACACGGGAAAGUGAGUCGAGCGUCGCAAAUCCCGCACGGUCAUAAGGCCGGUCUUGCACGGGAUACGGAAGGAAAGAAAG